Messenger RNA from Mytilus californianus (California mussel), 618 nucleotides. Its product is annotated as cornifelin homolog B-like. The coding region runs from base 190 to 546 and encodes 118 amino acids. The record is from RefSeq and is a predicted model, not a curated record. NCBI's taxonomy places the organism in Eukaryota, Metazoa, Mollusca, Bivalvia, Mytilida, Mytilidae. The transcript is spliced from 4 exons.
UAAAUACCAAAAGUGUAAAUACGUUUAUUAGGCAGGGUAAAAUUUUACGAAUUUUAAUAUUCUUGAAAAACAAAAUUAUCCCUUUUACACCUCAUCCGUUUAACAACAUAAUAAAUACUGAUAGUUUUGUGAAAUGAUACAAGUAUAACAGAGGAUAUAUCGGAUACCAAGGAAACUGACAAAAAGCAGAUGACAGAACCAGUUACAGCUCAACCACAACCAAUUGAGGGAACUCUGUUAGUUUCUCCCGUUCAAGGUCAUCGUAAAUGGACUACUGGGCUGUUUGACUGCUUUACUGACUGCAAGACAUGUGUGAUUUCCUACUUAUGUCUCCCAUGUAUCGUAUGCAAUAUUGCUGUUAAACUUGGCGAUUGUGCCUGUAUGCCAUAUGUUGUUCCUGGUUCAACUAUUGCCAUGAGAACAAGGCUCAGGACGCUUGGAGGUAUCCAGGGUUCAAUAUGUAAUGACUGUCUUGUGAUGGGAUUUUGUGAACCAUGUGCCAUCUGUCAGAUGUCAAGAGAGCUCAACAACAUGGGCAUUAAAUAAUAACAGACAAAACUUUGUAAAUCCAUAGACAUCAACAAACGUGGUUUUAGUAAAACUUGUCUGUAUUUGAAA